Lentinula edodes (shiitake mushroom) is the source of this 1062-nucleotide messenger RNA. RefSeq names its product P-loop containing nucleoside triphosphate hydrolase protein. Gene Ontology annotation, biological process: DNA-templated DNA replication; DNA repair. Gene Ontology annotation, cellular component: Elg1 RFC-like complex; Ctf18 RFC-like complex; DNA replication factor C complex. The record is from RefSeq and is a predicted model, not a curated record. The transcript is spliced from 7 exons. Bases 1 to 1062 code for a protein of 353 amino acids. NCBI's taxonomy places the organism in Eukaryota, Fungi, Basidiomycota, Agaricomycetes, Agaricales, Omphalotaceae. Gene Ontology annotation, molecular function: ATP binding; DNA binding; ATP hydrolysis activity.
AUGAGCAAUGACGAGGUAAUGGACAUCGACUCCAUACCUUCUUCCUCGAAAGGCAAGGGAAAAGCAUCCAGCAAUGACUUCCCACCUCACGAGUUGAACGAAAAUCUACCAUGGGUGGAAAAAUACCGUCCGGUCACACUGGACGAUGUCGUAUCACAUAAAGAUAUCACCAGCACAAUCGAAAAGUUCAUCGAGAAGAACCGACUACCUCAUCUUUUGUUCUACGGACCCCCAGGUACAGGGAAGACAUCUACUAUUCUAGCAGUGGCUCGCCGAAUAUAUGGGGAAGAAUACAGGAAGCAGAUCCUGGAACUGAACGCGUCAGACGACCGCGGUAUCGAUGUAGUCCGAGAACAAAUCAAACAAUUCGCCGAGACGCGUACGCUUUUUUCCAAAGGCUUCAAACUCAUCAUCCUCGAUGAAGCAGAUAUGAUGACUCAAGCAGCGCAAGCAGCAUUGCGUCGUGUCAUCGAACAGUACACCAAGAAUGUCCGAUUCUGUAUUAUCUGUAAUUAUGUCAACAAGAUUGCGCCUGCAAUUCAGAGUCGAUGUACACGCUUCAGAUUUUCGCCUUUACCUUCAUCAGAAGUGGAGAAGCGGAUAAACCUGGUUAUAGAGACUGAAAAGGUGAAAGUUACGGACGACGGCAAGAAGGCUUUGAUGAAGCUUUCCAAAGGCGACAUGCGGCGCGCACUCAAUGUCCUCCAAGCAUGCCAUGCAGCUUACGAUAUAACUUCCGAAACGGAGAUAUACAAUUGCACGGGAAGUCCGCAUCCUUCUGACAUCGAGACUAUUGUGAAAUCGAUGUUAUCCGACGAAUUUACAACGGCCCACCAAUUGAUAUCGACUAUGAAGACCGAGCGUGGCCUAGCGCUUCAAGAUCUCCUGGUUGGCGUGUACGAAUACAUCGAGACUAUCGAGAUCAAACCUCAUGCUAGAAUCUAUCUCCUCGAUCAUCUUGCCACCACAGAAUACCGCCUUUCCACUGGUGGUAGUGAGAAAAUUCAGAUGAGCGCGUUACUGGGGGCGUUCAAGAAUGCUGUAGAAUUAACAUCACGGUAG